AUGUUCUCCUUCCGUCCAACAAGCACCUCAUCGCCAGCCAAGUCAACUGCUACCACUCGAAAUACCUCCGGCCUACCCUCGCGCUUCAACACGACCAACACGACGGCAGAUGCCUCCAGAUCUACCGCGACUUCCCUCACCAAAUCCGACCUACAGAACCUGUCUCCAGGCGAUGUUCAGUUCCUCGAUGCCGUAAUAGCUCGUAUACCCCCCAAUGCCACCUCCUUUCUUGCCGGUCUCAAAGCGUAUAAUGACGAACUGCACGAGCGCGGCUGGGAUAGCCAGACUGAGACCGUACAUUAUGGUAGACUCCUCGAGCUUUGCAAGCUUCGCGGACCCAGCUGGACACACAAAUGGAGCUCUGUCAGAUCGCAGUAUGGCUACAGUGAAAAUAUGUCUACAUUGAGCUCCAGCUCGCAGUCACCCCCUCCUUCCAUGACGCGCCGAACGCCCGGCCUCACCGCACUUUCACGCGACGAAGACGAUGUUUUCACCUUGCAUUCGCACCAAGAUGGAGCUCAAAUGGAGGAUGGGGAAGGCGAGAGUUCAGGAUUAUGUCAUACUAGUGUUACUUCACCCACUCCGCGCAAACAUAGAACGCACUCUUCGUCAGAACAAACUACAGCCCAAGCUACCGGCCGUUUGUUUGUACCUUGGGAUAAAGAGACGAAUGCAACAGAUAUCACUCCAGCGCCAUCAUUGUCAACCACCCCGCCGUCGUACCGGACAGCUGUUAACCAGCCUAGUUCUCCGCUAACUACGCACAACCAUCUCGAUGGCAAGAUCAAGAUGUCCACGUUAAUGGACACUCGCUCCCUCUCCCCAUCCAAGACGAGCUCCCGCAAGGGCCCUAUGGGUUAUGCAAGGAGGAGUGACAGCAACAUCAACGAAGCUGAUGCUUGGAGAAAAAUCAAGGAGCAGCGAGACGAAGAGGACGCUGUCAGGUUCUAUCAGGAUAGGCUGGCAGAGCGAUGUUGGGAUGUCUGGAGAUCGGGGAAGCAGUGGAUCCAUACCAGAGACCAGCAAGUAGACGAAGCCCGUAAAAAUCUCAUCUUGGAAACAUACCUUCGGAAUUGGCGCAAUUCUACCGCUAAUGUAAUGGACCAACAACACCAAGCGGAUAAGACCUACGAUACCUCUUGUUUACGAAGAGUACUGCACGUUUGGUCGCUGAGGAUUAGACUGAAACGUCAGGCAGCAUGGCGAGAAGACAUGCGCGCGAAAAUGAAAGACAUACGCAACAGACGGGAAGCAAAGCAACGGAAAGAUGCAUGGGCAAGAUGGCGUCAGCUGUAUUUGUCUCAUUUGAAUGAAUUGCACUUUCAGGAACGACUAGCCCACCGGUUCUUUCGUUGUUGGCAGGGAAAAAUGAUAGCGCUGGACGCUCUUGAUAGCAUGGCUGACAAUCAGAUAGCAAGGCACGAAGGCAGAGUUAUACUCAGGGUGUUCGAGCAGUGGAAAAGAGUGCUGUCGGUCAGGGAAGCAUCGCAGUUGGUAGUGAAGAAAUCACAACUAAGAGUCCUGAGAGAGGGUGUGGAUGUGUGGAGAAACCAGCUUCACAAUCGGCGACUUGCGUCCAAUUUUUAUGAUAAGGUGACUAUGAAAAGGGCUAUGAAGACCUGGAAAGCCUCCCGAGAUCGGAUACAGAACCUCGAACGGCGCGCUGACAAACACACCCGUCGACAAGAUACCAUCCUUGAAUGCGCUGUGAUGCGGGUGUGGAAAGCUCGCGAACGAGCCAGUCUUCUUGAAAGGGUCAAAGCAAUCCGUAUACUCAAGUAUGCAUGGACAACGUGGAUCAAUGUACUCAGCGCUCAACGAGGUCUGGAAGCUGAAGCUAUUCAAUUCUCGAUGCGUGUGUCAUCAGCUUGCGCCAUUGAAUCAUUGCGAAGCUGGCGGCAGACAUAUCAAAUAUCUCAAAGUCGUCAUGCCUUUGCCGUACAACGCCACUCAGCAAGAAUACAAUCAGACGCGCUUUUCAAGUGGCGAAUUAUACUUCGAUCAAGGCUCAAGCUGGUCAAACAGGCCAAAGUUGCCGAUAUGUAUUUCCUACAGAGACGGGCAUUGAAAGCCUGGUACGCGCACCUGCAACAACGGACGAGGGAAAAGAAGGUACAGGACUUCCAACGGAUAAAAUCUCAUGCAUCUUUCAACGCGUGGUUGCAAAGGUCACGCGAACAGAGAUGGAGAAACCUGGCCGAACAACAGGUUUCACGCCGUGUUUCCCUGCGGGUGACGAGUGACGCGUUAACGCGAUGGACGAACCGGGUAAUAGACAUCAAGCUACGUGAACUGGAUGUCAAACAGCGAACCGAGGUAACCAUGCGAACAUUCAAGAAGUGGAAGUUCAUUUGCGUAAGGCAUUCGGAAGAGCUUAGUUUGAUGGAGAGUCACCUUGAUAUAAAGAGAUUAGAAAAUAUGCGUCGCAUGUUCCACCGUUGGCUGAGUGCUUCUCGUGCUCGCCUUCGUAAACGGGAGACCAUUGCAAAGAGUGAGGAGGAGAUGAGACGGCGAAAGAUUACCGCAGCUUGGGACAAUUGGCAGGAUCGUUUCAGAGACCAGAAACUAAAACCUAUUGAAUAUCAAUUGAUAGUUCAAAGUCAGAGGAAUUUAGUCUUUCGAGCCUUUGGGAUCUGGCACUCCAAAACUAAAUCCUUACCUGCUAUUCGUUUCGAUGCAACACGAACAAAGGCUAAGUAUUGGGAAGUUUGGCGAAACCUCACCCCCGACGUUUCCUUGAUCAACAAAGCUCGCGAAUGGCACCGAAGGAUGGUUCUUUCUAGAGCGUUGGAAAAGUGGGACGAGCAGUACCGGACAAAACGACAGCUAAAGGAGAUAGCGCGCGCUCGAUAUUUACGGUUACCGGCUCCUAAGCCGCCUGCUCGAGCAGCAUAUCCGUCAACGAGCGCGGCAACCCUUAUAUCCCUUCGGAAUCCUUUCCCUCGACGCAAUACACAUUUGGAGACCGAUACGGAAGACUCGGAUGCUCCACUACCACCUCGUCCACAACGUAGGCCCACUGUUCCAAGUUUGCGGCCUGGGACUACAAGGAUGCUCGUAAGGCCUCGUCCUACGGAUGCAUUGCGGCCCUCGACAACAACACGCAACUCAAGUCCAGCUCGUUCUGUUGCGGCCCGGUCAACGGUCUCCGCAAUGGAGCCGGAGGCAAAGCAGUCGCCUCGCCCUGUUUUGUUCAACAGACGUCGAUUGAGCCCUACAAGAUCCAAGGCCUCUGGCCACUCAAGACGAGAUCCAAGUCCGGCUCCGUCGAUGGUUCCGAGCUCGGCAGCAGGCGAACCUGAGCGAAGUCGGCUCUGGCAAGAGCUGAGACAGGUCCAGCGCAGGUCGCAGCCACCCACGGAAAAAUCAUAA
Coniophora puteana RWD-64-598 SS2 is the source of this 3372-nucleotide messenger RNA. RefSeq lists its product as uncharacterized. Lineage: Eukaryota; Fungi; Basidiomycota; Agaricomycetes; Boletales; Coniophoraceae. The record is from RefSeq and is a predicted model, not a curated record. The transcript has 14 exons. The coding region runs from base 1 to 3372 and encodes 1123 amino acids.